AAUAAACUCAGCCAGACAUCGUAUUUAGGAAGUAGAUAAACCCACGCAAACUCCAAUGUGACAAAACGUGACAACCUCGAGAAGAUAUAAUUGUACUCUAUUUCUUUAAAUACUCUACAUAUCUUCCGCUGAAUCACAAAAUAGUUCCAUCACGACAGACUUAACACCAUUAAUCUUCUCAUGGAUCUCAACUCCUUGCAACAUAAUUAUACUUUCUUACUUGGGCUUGGAGCGGUAGGACUUGUGGUCCUUCAUUUCUUCUUGUUCUUCACUAAAACUGGUAAAAACAAAGCUGCACCUGAAGCAAGUGCUGCAUGGCCAAUAUUUGGCCAUUUGAAACUCUUUGGAGGAUCAUUCGGUCCUACCCACAUAGCAUUGGGAUCCAUGGCUGUAAAACACGGACCAAUCUUUACGGUUCGUCUAGGAGUCCGUAAAGUAUUGGUAGUGAAUAGUUGGGAGAUUGCUAAAGAACUUUUCACUACCCAUGAUCUAACUAUCUCCUCUCGCCCCAAGUUUACAGCUGCUGAGAUUUUGGGAUAUAACUAUGCCAUGUUUGGAUUCACUCCUUAUGGUCCAUACUGGCGAGAAAUACGUAAGAUUGCUUCUCUUCAGCUGUUAUCAAGUCGUCGCCUUGAGCAGUUAAAGGAUGUUCGUGUAUCUGAACUGGAUAACUCUAUCAGAAACAUACAUGAGCUUUUGAAGGAGAAGAGAGAUGCUAAGGGGAAAGUGUUGGUUGAUAUGAAGAAAUGGUUUUGGGAUUUUGAUUUGAAUGUGAUGCUAAGAAUGGUAGUUGGUAAACGGUGUACGGGGGCUAAAAACAAUGAAGAGCAGGAUGACAUGAAUAGGUAUUGUGAAGUGUUUGGGGAAUUAUUUCAUUUAUUGGGGCUCUUUGUGGUGGCAGAUGCACUUCCUUUCCUUGGGUGGUUGGAUUUGGGUGGUCAUGUAAAGGCCAUGAAAAGAGUUGCAAAAGAAAUUGAUUGCAUAAUUGGGAAGUGGUUGGACGAUCAUAGGAGAAAGAGGAGUUCUGCCGAAGCUAUUGAGGAAAAGGAUUACAUGGAUGUGAUGAUCUCUGCUGUUGAAACCGGAGGCUUGACAAAUUAUGAUGCUGAUGCGAUUAUUAAGUCUACAUGCUUGGAUAUCAUUGCUAGUAGUGCGGAUACCAUCACAGCCACCCUAACAUGGACACUUUCACUGCUAUUAAAUAAUCCCUUCGCUCUGCAAAACGUUCAAGAGGAAAUAGACAAGCAUGUUGGAAAGGGUAGACGUGUAAAUGAUUCAGAUAUUAGCAAACUAGUCUACCUCCAAGCUAUUGUAAAGGAGUCACUGAGGUUAUUCCCAGCAGCACCACUUGGAGCUGCAAGAGAAUUUUCCGAAGAUUGCACUGUAGCUGGGUACCAUGUCCCAAAAGGCACAUGGUUGAUUGUCAACAUAUGGAAGCUCCAACAUGACCCAGAAAUCUGGUCAGAUCCAUCAGAAUUUAGGCCUGAGAGGUUCCUUUCUGGGACUCAUGCACAUGUAGAUGUUAGGGGGACAAACUUUGAGUUAAUUCCAUUUGGUGCUGGAAGAAGGUCGUGUCCCGGGUUAGCUUUUUCACUUCAGAUGUUGCACAUUGUGUUGGCUACUUUACUGCAAAAUUUUGACAUGUCAUCGCCUAACGAUUCAAUUAUAGAUAUGACUGAAAGUGUCGGAUUAAUAAAUGCCAAGGCUUCUCCCCUUAAACUUUUGAUAAGCACCCCACCAGCUUUGCAUACCAGAACAUCGCAUAAUCAUCUGUUUAUCCGCCUGUGUUUUGUUGCAACAGACGCCCGCACGCUCUCCGCCGGUCAUCCUUCUACCUAG
This is a messenger RNA of Lactuca virosa, 1839 nucleotides long. The record is from the annotation of a GenBank genome assembly. Lineage: Eukaryota; Viridiplantae; Streptophyta; Magnoliopsida; Asterales; Asteraceae.